CGCAGCGCCGCUCUUUCUGGCGGCUGGUUAUCGAACGCGUAACGUGCAUUCCGCAGCUAACAUAUAGACUUAUAUGUCCACGCCACGCAACCGAUACCGCGGCGUCCCUGGUGUAUCUUAUCGCGGCGCGUAUUACUUCAUCCUUCCGUCCGUGUAAUUCGCAGCAUCAUCCCGCUCCGUCUGCUGGUCGAAACACCGCUGCUGCGUAGUGCACGCUGAGUUUAACCACGUCUUUCUCUACUCGCUGGAAUUUAGCAGUCGUUCUGUUUAUCUGCUGAUUUUGACAGUUUGUCACGUGGAGUGCGUCGGAUUUUCUGUUUUCUGUUGGAGACGUUGAUCCUACACUAUUCAUCAUGACGAUUGUUGAUCCUUCGGAGACCGGGACGGUCAGUUAUCAGAAAAGCAUCCCCGGCAACGCCUCGCCGAAGAUGGAGCUGUACGGGAACGGCAGCCUGGCGUCCAGUCCGUCCGAUCCGCUGUGCAACGGCUUCCACUACAGCGUCGACGCCAAGUACACCAGUCCCCCCAACGGUCUACGCGGCGUCAGUCCCAUCGACGGCCACUGCGGUCCGGACCAGUGCGCCCCGGCCGACAACAUCUGGUCCAUCCAGCCCGGCACGCCCGUCAAGAUCCGCAUGGGCAGCCAUCCGCACACCGACGGCGUCCAGCCCGAGUCCGUGCCCACCUGGUUCACGCGCAUCGCCACCAACAACGCCGCGCGACCGGCACUAAAGGUCAAGCGUGAUGGAGCCUGGAAAACCUGGACAUACCAGCAGUAUCAUAACGAUGUUGUGGCCGCCGCCAAAGCCUUCAUCCAUCUCGGCUUGGAACCGUUCCACGCUGUCGGGAUAAUCGGGUUUAACGCGCCCGAGUGGUUCAUUUCCGAUAUGGCCGCCAUUUAUGCCGGCGGCUUGGCUGUGGGAAUUUAUACGACCAACUCCGCGGAAGCCUGUUUAUGGAACGCCUCCGACUCGCGCGCCAACAUCAUCGUGUGCGACGACGACAAGCAGGUGCAGAAGAUCAUGAAGAUCCGCCACGAACUGCCGCACCUCAAAGCCAUCAUCCAGUACCUGGGCACGCCGGCGCACGGGCCCGAAGAGGGCGUCUACAGCUGGGCGGAACUCCUCGACCUGGCCAAGUACGUGCCGGACGUGGCCAUCAUGGAGCGGCACGCCGCCAUCGCGCCCAACAAAUGCUGCACAGUCAUCUACACCUCCGGCACCACCGGCAACCCCAAGGGCGCCAUGCUCAGCCACGACAACCUGCUGUGGACCUCGCGCAUGGCCAUGACGGAGGCCUUCACCACGCUGAAGAGCCGGCGCGACAUCCAGGAGACCUUCGUCAGCUACCUGCCGCUCAGCCACGUGGCGGCGCAGAUGACCGACCUCUACCUGUCCAUCAACACCGCCGGCGUGGUGUGGUUCGCCCAGCCGGACGCGCUGAAGGGCACCCUGGUGGAUACGCUGCGGGAGGCGCGGCCCACGGCGUUGGUGGGCGUGCCGCGGGUCUUCGAGAAGAUGGCCGAGAAGAUGCAGGCGGUCAGCAAGAAGAACGGCGCCGUCAAGACCUGGAUCGGCUCCGUGGCGCAGGAUGUCGGGCUGCGCGGCAAUCUCAAGCGAUUCAAUGGGCGCAGUAAUGGCAACGGCAACGGCAAUCCGCUGGGCUGGACACUGGCCAACGCGAUGGUCUUCAAGAAGGUUCGCCAGGCACUCGGUCUAGAUCGUUGCAUCUUCACCUGCUCGGGCGCCGCGCCCAUGAUGAAGGAGACGCUGGAGUACUUCCUCUCCUUCAACAUCCCCAUCUACGACAUUUACGGCAUGAGCGAGAGCUCCGCUCCCCACACGCUAAACCUGCCCGGCGCUUUCAAAAUCGGUUCGGCCGGUCGGGAACUGAUCGGCGUGGUGACGAAGAUCGACAAGCCGGAUGCUGGCGGCAAUGGCGAGAUCUGCAUGUACGGCCGGCACAUCUUCAUGGGCUACCUGGGCAACGAGGAGAAGACCCGGGAAGUGCUGGACGCCCAGGGCUACCUCCACACCGGCGAUAUCGGGCGGAAGGAUAGCGAAGGCUUCCUCUUCAUUACCGGCCGCCUCAAGGAGCUGCUCAUUACUGCCGGCGGCGAAAAUGUCCCGCCCAUUCCCAUAGAAGACGCGAUCAAGGAAGAACUGCCGAUUGUCAGUAACGCUAUGGUCAUUGGCGAUAAACGGAAAUUCCUCGCCGUUUUAUUAACGUUGAAAUCGGAGAUUGACCUGACGACCGGCGCUCCACUGGACAGACUAACUAAGCCCGCACAAGAAUGGAUUAAGGAAAACGUCGGCCAAGAUGUCAGUACGGUGACGGAGGCCGUCGGACUGACCAGUCUGCAGAAGAUCAUUGAGAAGCGCAUGGCGCUGGUCAACAAACGCGCCACCAGUCGCGCCCAGUGCGUGCAGAAAUUCAAGCUCCUCCCCGAGGACUUCAGCAUCCCCGGCGGCGAGCUGGGUCCCACGCUGAAGCUGAAGCGCAACGUCGUCGCCGCCAAGUACAGCGACCUCAUCGAGCAGUUCUACGACGACACCGAUUCCUGAGCGAAACCACGCCCAUCUCUGCCAUGCAUCGUUGUCGUCGCACGGUGCUGUCUUUUUCUCUCUGUUAUUCAUGUGUGCUGAGAGAAGGCAUGACCUUUCAGAAAGCGUUUUUGCUCACUGUAGUAUAAUCUUGCGCCAUUUUUAAGAUUCUCAUUUUUCUGUCAUGUGCACCGUGGUAUAAUGUUAUUUACAUGAUAUUAAGCAUCUCUUACCGAGAUUCGCUCAUAAUAAUCCGUGCAUCAGUAA
Messenger RNA from Paramacrobiotus metropolitanus, 2810 nucleotides. RefSeq names its product long-chain-fatty-acid--CoA ligase ACSBG2-like. Gene Ontology annotation, molecular function: long-chain fatty acid-CoA ligase activity. Gene Ontology annotation, cellular component: endoplasmic reticulum; membrane. The record is from RefSeq and is a predicted model, not a curated record. Bases 354 to 2564 code for a protein of 736 amino acids. The transcript is spliced from 9 exons. NCBI's taxonomy places the organism in Eukaryota, Metazoa, Tardigrada, Eutardigrada, Parachela, Macrobiotidae.